AUGAGUCCUAAAAACGUUUUAGUAUUUUUAACUUGCAUCCUCAGUAUUCAGUGUUUUGUUCUAGCAGAAGAAAAGGUACUUACUAAAAAAAGUGAUAGAAGUGAAUUUCAAAAAUCUUUAUCAAAAAAUUGUGAUGAUUCAUACUCUCUUACUUGUCUUAAAUUAGAUUUAGUAUCUUGGGUAGACAAGUUAAGUGAAAAUGAAGACUUGAGUGUUCUACCAGGCGUUUCAAUAGUGCGCGAAAAAAAUAGUGUUUCUCCAAGUACUGGUGAUAUAGUAACGGAACUAGCUCGUGAAUUUCCCGAUGAUCCAAAUGCCCGACUAGAUGCUUUCCUGUUGAAAAAAGUUACAGGAUUUUUAAAUAAUCACUCCGUCAAACUAAACCUUUGGAAAUCUGCAGCUGAAUCAGAAUCAGCAGGUACCGCUCGUAAGAAGGACAAAAAAGGUGGCGAUGGAGGAAUGGGAAUGAUCCUAGCUGCAGGUGCGAUGAUGAAAGGUACCCUCUUUGCCCUUGCCCUAGGAGGCUUGGCAGCCCUUGCCGGAAAAGCGUUAAUGACAGGUCUCAUUUCCUUGUUAUUAUCAGCCAUUGUUGGUCUUAAAUCACUUUCCAGUGGAGGAGGUGGACAUUCCACCUAUGAAGUAGUCGCCAAACCUGUGUACACUUCAUCUCACACCCAUUCAACAUCACAUGAAGGCGGUUGGGAUGGUGGUUAUGGAGGUGGACACGGAAGAAGUAUUAAUGAAGCUUCAUUGCCUUUGGCAUUACAACAAGGAUACAAGCCAUCAUAA
This is a messenger RNA of Ceutorhynchus assimilis (cabbage seed weevil), 789 nucleotides long. Lineage: Eukaryota; Metazoa; Arthropoda; Insecta; Coleoptera; Curculionidae. The record is from the annotation of a GenBank genome assembly.